This is a messenger RNA of Raphanus sativus (radish), 2295 nucleotides long. RefSeq lists its product as uncharacterized. Gene Ontology annotation, biological process: defense response to other organism. NCBI's taxonomy places the organism in Eukaryota, Viridiplantae, Streptophyta, Magnoliopsida, Brassicales, Brassicaceae. The record is from RefSeq and is a predicted model, not a curated record. The transcript has a single exon. Bases 1 to 2235 code for a protein of 744 amino acids.
AUGGCUGCUGCUUCUGCAAUACCCUCGCCGCUACUAGAGCAGCCUCAAACGCAAACUCAAACGCAGACGCAGACGAAGUCAGAUGAUCCAAAGAUUACAAUCCAGCAAAUCCUCGACAUCGUGAACAAUCUCCACACAACAGUCAACAAAUCUCAGGACGCAGACGGUGCUUCUACUAUAAGGACGGCCAGGAGUGCUGGUCUUGAGCUUGCUCACGCGACUCUCACCCCUGUUCUGGACAAACUGUUAAGCCUACAGGUCCCCGACAAGAAGUCAGAAGGGAGAGAGGAUCACCACAUCUCGAUGCUGCAACGUAACCUACGUCUGCUCAAAGAAGACGUGGUCAAGCUCCAAGAUCUCCGCAGCGAAGUCGCUGAAGAAGUGUGGAAACACAUCCGUCCGCUUCAGGGUCUCCUCAGCAAAGUCGUGAAAGGAGAAGAGAAGUCUUCGAAAACUCAGCUGACCAACGGUAUGAAGAAAGACUUGGAGGUGAUCAACAAGAAGAUCUUUAACUUGAUGUGUCAGGUCCCUUUGCUUCCCAACAAGCCCAAGAAACACGGAGUCUCUGAUUACGAUGACGGCGAUAAGAUCAACACCGGUAAAGGGAUCGUCUUCUUGCAUGGCAUCCAUGCAACCGAAGAAGAACUCAAGAAACGCGCGGUGUAUAGAUAUGUACUAAGGGAGCUAGAGAAACUCGGUGGUGAAGAGAAGAUUUAUCUCUUGAGCUUUGCUGUGUUUCCGGAGAAUCAAGAAGUGAACAGAACAAUGCUCAUGUACUGGUGGAUCGGUGAGGGCGUCCUUCCCGUUGAUGGAGCUGAGUCUAAGGUGAAGAGAGUUCUUGAAAGGUUCAUGGAGAAGCAGUUGAUUGAACCGGUCGAAAACAAGCGCAAAGUGGAAGCCAACAGCUAUAAGAUGAACCCUUUCGUGCACUCUUCGCUCGUUCUGAUGGCUAAGGAGAUAGGACUUUUCAAUAUGUAUAAUCAUCCCAAGACGCAACCGAAGAUGAACAAGUCGAAGCUCUACAAGGUCUGCCUUGUGGAAGACUCGUCAAGCCAGCAAGAAGCGAAAGCUAAAAGAAUGCCAGCAGUGGACAUUGAGACGGUGUUCAAUGUCUCCGAGAGGUUCCCUGACUUCGCGUUCAAGUGGUUCUCCGAGGACCAGACAUCAGGGAGGAAAAAUACGUUUGGCAAACCUGUUUAUAAGAUGCUCAAAGUGUUUUACUUAGGAAGAUGGGAGAGAACGGCGAACCGGCACAUCGAGGUAGAGAACCCUGAGCUGAUGAAGUACUUGAAGCAUAUGACUAAACUCAAGCUUCUGAGUUUCCAAGGGAUCUCGAGGAUCGAGAGGCUCGACGAUGCGGUCUGUAAGCUGCGUGAGCUGAUCAUCUUGGACCUCAGAGCGUGCUAUAAUCUUGAGAAGCUUCCGGACAAGAUAGAUUCGUUAAAGGCGCUUAUCUACUUGGAUAUUACAGAUUGUUACAUGAUAGAUAGGAUGCCUAAGAGGUUGUCGUGGCUGGACAGCUUGGAGGUUCUCAAGGGGUUUGUGGUUAGUGAUGCUGAUGAGGAGACGGUGUGCACUCUGGUUGAGUUGAGGCAUUUGAAGAAGCUGAGGAAGCUGACCAUUACAAUAAACAAAGGUGGUUUCACUGUGCUUGACCUGUUCAUGGCUAUUAAGGAUUUUGUAAAGCUGGAGAAGUUGAAAGUGGCGUGGGGAGGUAUAAAUAAACGUCCUGAGAACAAGGACAAGGACAAGAACAAGGACAAGGACAAGGUCUUAGGUGGAGGUAAGAAGAAGGAGCAAAAGGACAAGGCGACUGCUGCUGGGGAUAAUACAAAGAAACAGGAUGGGUUUUUAAAAAGAACGGCGAGCAAGUUUUUCGACAAGGAGAAAGUUGUAGAGAAGCCAGAGCUUCCCAAGACACUGAAGAAACUGGACCUGCAGUGUUUUCCUGAUGCAGUGCUUCCUGAAUGGCUUGAGCCUAGAAGACUAGUUCAUCUGGAGAAGCUUUACAUCAAAGGAGGAACAGAACUUACUGGGUUUGGAGUGUUGCCUGAGAAUCCAACGGGUUGCAAUGUCAGUGUUUUGCGUCUGAAGUUUCUUCCCAAGGUGAAAGUGGAGUGGAGGGACCUGAGCAAAAAGUACUUUCCUAAACUGGAGUUUUUGGAGAAGUAUCAGUGUCCUCAGGUUAGUCUUUGCCCAACCGAUGGAAUCGGAAUCUGGCGCAAGCCUGAAUAAAUAUCUAAGCAACUCUGAACUGAGAGUUGUCUUGCUUUUCUCAAGUUUCCUUUCCUUUUU